CAGAAAGUAGACCCUCUACGUCAUCAGAAAGAGACAUGAUUUGUAUGCAUUAGACAUAUCAUCCAUGGAAAACACACACGAGACAGCCGGUACUGGAUCAACGGGACUUCAGUGAAUGUAGCCGGUAUAACAGCCCGACGGACAGAGAGAGGCUGAGAGCCAGGUCCCGAAGCCGGGUGAACAGUUAGACCCAGCUCCGCGGUCAUGUGUCAGGUGGAGGAGGAGUACCACGGGCCGCUGCAGCGCGAGGAGCUGCCCAGUGUUUCCAAGCAGUGUAUGAAAUGCAAAGAGGCGGGUGCAGCGGUGGUGAUCAGAGCAGGAGAUGCAUACUGCAGGGGCUGUUUCAAGGAGUACUUCAUUCAUAAGUUCAGAGCCAUGCUGGGCAAAAACCGGCUGAUUUUUCCUGGAGAAAAGGUGCUGCUGGCGGUGUCUGGAGGGCCUUCUUCCUGCUCCAUGCUCAGUCAAGUCCAAGAGGGUUUGAGUCAGAAUGCUCACAAGAAGUUGAGAUUCUUACCCGGCAUUGUCUACAUUGACGAGGGGGGGGCUGUGGGUCAGUCGGUGGAGGACAGACGGAGGACGGUGGACCAGCUCCAGGCGGUGUUCAGAGCCACAGGCUUCCCCUUCCUUGUGGUGCCUCUGGAGCAGGUUCUGGACCUCCCCAGUUCAGUUGUUUUGUCGGCUCCAGGAGCUCCAGAAUGGAAAGCUGGCGCCUACAAAGCAGCCGUGGAUCACUUCCUGCUCAGCGACGGCAGCAGCGGUGUGACUGCACAGCAGCAGCAGGAAACUCCCCCACUUGAGGUCCAGGAGGCCCACACACACUCCCUGCAGCGGCUCCUAGGCUCUGCCAGGACCCUGACCGCCCGAGAAGAGCUGCUGAACACACUGAGGCAGCACCUGCUGGUGCACACAGCGCGCUCUGCAGGCUACAGCAAAGUGAUGCUGGGGGACAGCUGCACCCGGCUAGCUGUUAAACUGCUCAGUAGCAUCUCCCUGGGCAGAGGGGCUCAGCUGGCUCACGACACAGGUUUCUCAGACUCCAGGUAUGGGGACAUCAUAUUAGUGAGGCCAAUGAGGGACUACUCAGCUAAAGAAAUAGCUUACUACAACCGUAUGUUCAGCGUGCCGUCGGUGUUCACAGCGGGCCUCGAGACCAAGACUGCAGACAAGUCCAGCAUCCAGCGUCUGACAGAGAGCUUCGUCACCAAGCUGCAGGCAGACUUCCCCUCCACCGUCAGCACCAUCUACAGGACGAGUGAGAAGCUGCAGAGCUGCAAGAGCUUGGCCUCAGCGGGGGGGGACAGGUGUCUGCUAUGUGUGUGCGCCCUGGACACUGCUGCUGAGAAUGCUUCAGCCUUCAGCGCCACCCUGAUCUCAGAGCAGCUCUCGCAGACUCAGUCUCCAGAACAGAGCCGACCAGCUCCAGAGGCGCCCCCCCCCGCCUCACAGUGCUGCUCCGCUGUUGGAGGAGAGGCUUGUGGGAACCGUGGUGGAGGCUGCUGUUCGUCUGCAGAAGCCUCUGAGCCCCCCCCCCUGAGGAGCCUGCUGUGUUACAGCUGUCAGCUGACCAUCAAAGACCUGUCGUCUGAGGAGGUUCUCCCGCACUACAUCCUGUCGGAGGCUCAGAGGAGACUCAGGAGGUCUCAGCUGAGGGAGGAGAUCCGAGACUUCCUGCUGGAGGAUGAGGCUGACGAAGGGUGAACAGACGCUGUGGAGCUCACUGCAGUCGGCAGCAGGAGAUGCUUUCAUAUCCAAAUUGUAAGACUGCUAUGAAAGUGAUGUUUAGGGUAUAACACUCUGCUGUGUGUGACAGAGGAAUUGUGUAAAUGCUGUUAUAAUAAACAUAGUUAUUUUUAAGACAUAAA
Eleginops maclovinus (Patagonian blennie) is the source of this 1862-nucleotide messenger RNA. RefSeq names its product cytosolic thiouridylase subunit 2 homolog (S. pombe) (gene ctu2). Gene Ontology annotation, biological process: tRNA wobble position uridine thiolation. NCBI's taxonomy places the organism in Eukaryota, Metazoa, Chordata, Actinopteri, Perciformes, Eleginopidae. Bases 205 to 1698 code for a protein of 497 amino acids. Gene Ontology annotation, molecular function: sulfurtransferase activity; tRNA binding. The record is from RefSeq and is a predicted model, not a curated record. Gene Ontology annotation, cellular component: cytosol. The transcript has 16 exons.